AAUUGAUGAGCUUGCUCAGAUUCAGGAUGCCAUGAGCGCUGUCACCCAUAUCAUGGCCGAUGACAUCGAUAGUGCUGAAGAGCAUCUCCGAAAGGGUCACUCGCCAUUCCACCAGCUGGGAGUCGGUGUCUGCAUGUUCAUGCGAGCAACCUUGGGAUUCGAGCAAGAUGUUAUGCGUGAAGCCAACGACAUGCUCUAUACUGCCGAGACUGGCGCAUACGAAAGCCAGCGAAGAGUCACCAAGGACGCAAACUCGUUUCGCUCGAACAUCUACCCUCCAGGAACCGAAUAUGCCGUAUGUCAGGCGGAGGCACAGUUGAUGAGCGCUGUUGUCGGGGUGCUGAACGAAAGCUUGACCGAAGCUCUCAAGAGUUUCUAUAAGCUACGAAAGGCGUACAUUACGUUGGAAAGUGUGAUGGAGGCGGAAAGAACAUUCCUACGUACAAAGAGUUCAAGCAGUCUGAACUCAGCAACGACCUCGCGCACGACUUCGAGACCGGCGUCCAUUCGAUCUACAGGCGGAAGCACGCUCAAGAAGACACUUUCCAAGACACCCUCGCUCCGCAAGUCCACGAACCCCUCGACCACAAGCUUGGAGCAGACCGGAGCAAAGCCCACAACAGUACAAACAAAGAACAACAAUGGCGAUAGCGAUAACGAGUUCGACUUCGUUGAUGCUGAGCAAGAGCGAGGUGCUCAGACGCCGUUGGAAUACACAGGUCAUCUCAACCUACCCGUUCAAGGGGGGUCGGUCGCAUUGAACAAUGCGCAAAAAGAGGUGGACGUCAAUGCAAGCUCCGCACCAGGUCUGCCUGCCGGGAACUCGCAAGAUACUUCUGUCCCAGACCCGAUCGCCGAAUUCGAGAACCUCGUGUUGAAGGACGACAAUGGAGUGGCCAGUGUAUCAGAAUUCACCGAGCAUCCCAUUGAUGAAUUCAUCAUCUCUGGAGCUAGCUUCUGCUUUGGCAUUCUGCUGGUGAUCGUGUCAAUGGUUCCGCCGGCCUUCGCAUCCGUGCUCAAAGUUAUCGGCUUCAAGGGAGACAAGGAUCGUGGUCUUCGGAUGCUUUGGCAGGCAACCAAGUUCAACAAUAUACACGGUGCCAUGGCUGGCGUUGUGCUGAUGGGCUUCUUCAAUGGUUUCGUCGGCUUCUGCGACAUCAUCCCGCAGACCGGCGAGGGUGCAUACCCAGAGAGAAGAUGCAAAGCACUUAUGGCGGAGAUGAGAAGGAGGUACCCGAAGAGUCAUCUGUGGCUACUUGAGGAGGCUCGCAUGAUAUCUAGGGAGAAAGAGCUGGAACGCUCUGUUCAAUUCUUGGAAGACAUCGGCAAGUCGCCUUUCAAGCAGCUUGAGGCCUUGAGCUGGUUCGAACGCUCCCUGGAUCUUAUGUACAUGCACGACUAUGUAAAGACCAGUACCGCCUUCCAGACUUGCAUCACGCUCAACAACUGGAGUCACGGACUGUACUACUACAUUUGCGGAGCUUCCUACGUUGAGCUAUACCGACGAGCCAAGGUUACGGACCCGAAAGCUGCACAGGCCUACGCAGACCAGGCAAACGAGUAUUUCAAGCAGGUCAUUCCCAACAUUGGCAAGAAGAAGUUCAUGGGUCGUCAGUUACCAUUCGACACAUUUGUCAACCGCAAGAUCUCGAGGUGGGAGGCACGUGCGAAGGAAUGGAACUGUCCCUUCAUCGACGCUAUUGGUGUUUCGCCCAUCGAGGAGAUGAUCUACUUUUGGAACGGCUACAAGCGCAUGCGUCCUGAGCAUUUGCAGCACUCGCUCGAGAAUCUCGCAUGGAGCGAAUCGUCCGCGAAUCCUCACUGGGCAAAGGAAGACUUGAACGAGAAAGCCAUCCUUUCCACGCUCCGCGCCGUAACAUUACGCACUUUGGGCCAAACGGCCGAAGCUAAGGAGAUCUUGCAGAAGGAGGUCAUCGUCCAUGAUGCCACGGCAUUUGCAGGCGCUUUGAAGGAUGAUUGGAUGCCCCCAGUUGCGCGAUACGAGAUGGCGGCGUGCAUGUGGCAAGAAGCCGAUGCCGAUGGUAACCCACAGGCACACCAGGACCAGCUGAACCAAUGUAAGACGUGGCUCGAGGCUGCAGGUAGCUGGGGUGGAUAUGUCUUGGAUGCAAGAAUCGGUAUGAAGAUUACGACAGGAAAGGGGACCCUGAGGAGAUUUGGCGUUCUCAUCUGAGCAUGGUGCAACAACUAUACAGCACUUUGGCGAAUGCAAGAGUUGGAUUUGGAACGUUCUAUCUGAUGAUGAAGCUAUGGAAGAAUACAACAUUGAAAUAGGGAGUGAAACAAGAUACGAAAGUAUACCUUGAAGCCUACGACAGGCUAUAACCCUGUACCAGAAAUCUGAAAUACAAGCACGACGAAUA
Molecule: messenger RNA, 2384 nt
Organism: Macroventuria anomochaeta
Lineage: Eukaryota; Fungi; Ascomycota; Dothideomycetes; Pleosporales; Didymellaceae
Exons: 6
Coding region: 53-2194 (713 amino acids)
Cellular component (GO): cytosol; mitochondrial outer membrane; nucleus
Source: RefSeq, a predicted model, not a curated record